Physcomitrium patens is the source of this 5652-nucleotide messenger RNA. The record is from RefSeq and is a predicted model, not a curated record. NCBI's taxonomy places the organism in Eukaryota, Viridiplantae, Streptophyta, Bryopsida, Funariales, Funariaceae.
UGUCUCCCCCCCCUCCCCCCCCCCCACUCCUCUCCUUCUUCCCCUGUUUACAAACCAAUGCCAUUUCUUACAUUAACAUGUGGAAAUCAUAAGGAUGUAUUGUAGCACGCCAGCCUAAUAGUUGCAGCAGCAUUGCACAGGAGAUACUGGUUCCAUGAUUGAGACCAACAAUCUCAAGCUGAAUGAACCAAGAGCAACAGUUCAUGUCUGUAGAGUCUGAUGUACAGGAGGGUAGAGCUGUAGGUUGUGUGCCCUGUGUCGAGUUAUGUUUUGAACGUCGUUUUGAUGAUGCGUGGAGCAACGCGUUGCUGAGUCAAGUGUUGUGAAAGGUGGAGUGUGUGUGCCGAUGCUAUCCCCUUAUGGAUGGAUACGUUCCUGUAGGGCUGAUUAAAAGAUUUCGAGUAUGAUGAGGAGCGGAGCUUUUUAUAUAUUUUUUCUGGUUUUCAGUGAUUGUAAGAGUGACAGAAUUUGUUCUUCUUGGAGGUCGCUAAAUUUGUCUUUCCGAGUGUAAUACACUUCUCUUCGUGGCCUUUCAAUAGGAGUCUACAGUGGUGUUGUGUGAUAAGUUCAACCUUUCUCUGUGCUCCUACGCAUAGGUAUUUGGUGCAUCCCUUCACAUUCCACCAAGAUUCCAGAAGGUAUGGUAGACAACGUAGCACCAGAGGUGGGCCUGGUCCUCAGGCACAAGAUGCAAACGUGUAUUAUACCAGAGUAGAGCUUCUGAAACCAGGGUGGAAGUGCAAUUUGUGUUGACUGUAAGAGGCUGGAUGCACACUCAAACAGCUGUGAAGGUCACAUUUUCGGCACUCCAACGUGUGGAAUCGAUUGUAUCAGGAGGAUUGGAUAGGAAGAAUUACUCUGUCGCUGAAUAUUAGCAGCAUGAGCGAAUUCCUAUCUCAGCAUUCAAUUGUACUCAAUCUAACAUUCCUCCACGUCUACUUGAAAUAUCAAUGAAUUUCACCAGGAAUCUUUUCGCUUCACAGUAAACGAUCUGGUGUUUUAUUGUUCACAAGAAGAAGGAAGCGAAGUGACGAACUGACCAUUCUCUUUCUUGAGGACGUGCAGUAUGUUAGAGUGCACUGCGCCACAAAGUGUUUGCGCAGACGAAAACGGUUUUUUCAUUGCCUGUGAUCUGAUGAAAUCUUCUCAGUAAUUAACCCUUUCAUAUCCUCCCAGUUAUAGCGGGGUUCGUCGCAAUGCCAGUAUCUGGAGACCUUCUCAAAGUCUUGGCGGAAGACCCCAAGGCAUUGGAACACCAGCUCGGCUGCAUGACAGGACUCUUCCAAAUCUUCGACCGCCAAGGCCUUGGCCGCCGCUACGGCUCCAAGCGUGUCAGCAAUGCUGCCAGUGGGCAAUCGCAACCCACAUCGGCCUGCGAGACGCCGCGCCUUGACCGCAGCAGCAACCCGUAUUGGAUGUUUGAGGACGACUCGUCGCAGAGAAUUUCUGGUGACAGCUUCGAUCGCCCCAAAGGCACUGCUCCAGAGGGCACACGAGAACACCAUCACAGGGCCUACUCUGACAGCAGUGAAAUAUUCACUAAAUCCUUCGAGACACCUACGGAAAGUAGAACUUCACCCGAUGAGAAAUCUCAGCUCGACAAUUCCCCGAUGCAUUCCGAGGAGAGCGUGGAAGGGCAUGCAUUUUACUGCAACGAUCCAAUUCGCGAGAGCACCCUUAACUCCGCCUCCUCCAAGAAUCCCAACCGUGAUCGCGUCCUUGAGUGCAAGAGGCUUACUGUUGCGACAUCAACUCGCGCAAAUUUUGAGCCAAAAGCUGACGGCUCGGACAUCCGCGAUGUAGUGCGCGCUUCCUUCAACUGGGAUCAACGAGCGCGAGAGGAUUUAGCGAGCUCCCGAGACAAGCCGCGGUUGUCUGUCGAUGAGCGUCACAACCAAAGCCAUAGCCACGGCUUUCUGAAGAGUUUGCCCAGGUCUUCUUCUGUUGACGGGAUAGACAGGCUACGGUUAUCAGUGGACGGUAGGUUAGACACUGGAGGAGCACGUCAGAAACAAGCUGAUUUACCUCGGUCUACCUCUGUGGGUGGGCGAGGAGCUGCGCGGAUGAUCACCGAUUGGAAGGAUGGACUUCGAAACUCGGGUGGGUCGCCGCGGCUGAAUGUUAAGGAGAAGGAUCUGCUCAAGCAGCAGAGCUCGGAGCAGCUUCCAAGGAUUCCGAUAUCAAAGCACCAAAAUGCGGGUGAAGGGCGAGACGCGAUCCGAUUGACGGUGGAAUUGAAAGAAGGUCCCCGGUUGUCGGUGUCGGGAGACGAUCGACGGACGUCUGUAGAUGGGAAGGUGUCGGUAUCCCCACGGCUAAUUGGCCGUUCCCGAGGUACCUGCGAUCUCUCCUUGGCACGUCCAGAUUUCAAGGACUCCCUCCAUGCUACGGAAGCCAAGGAGCUUCUGCGAACCCCUCAGAAAGGUGGACCGAAAGAGGGCCAUCGAUUCUCCGUGGAUGGCACUCGAGACGCGUCGCGCGCGUGCAUUGUCCCAAGGUUGUCCGUCGACGGUCGCGACCUGGCAAAUACAGGUAUGCUUGUGCCGCGCAAGCUGAAGCUGGACAAACUCGAUCGGACAGAGCUGAAGGAGAGCAUUGAAAUCACGCAGUUCUACCGGCAGUCGUCCGGGAGGGAAAGUUCAGACGCCGGCAAGCGCCCCAAGGCAUCAAAUGUGAUUGCUCGGUUGAUGGGAUUAGACGAGUUGCCAAGCUCCAAGGAGCUGCCAUUGGGUGUGAAACGUGCUGUAGAGAGAAGCUGCACGAACGAGGCUGAUCUGCUAUUCCAGGAGUUUUUGAAGUGCCAUCCACUACAAGGGGGCUCUCCACCUCCCCCGCCAUCUCCUCCUGAUGACUACGACUACGCGCACCGAUCCUCUGACCAUGAAGACUACCACAGCCGUCAUUGGAAAGAAAAUGCAUCUUGCCAUCCGGAUUUUCGGCAAGUUGAAGAUCCUUAUUCUCUAAGGCAGGCCCAUUUCUCUACUCCUAAGGUCCAAUUUUCCGAACCGAAAAUUCCGAAUGCGGCACAUCAGCCCAUCAUUUCACCUGCAAAAAACGAGAGUUCAGUAGUUCGCUCGGCCGUUGUUGUCAAGCAGUCUGUUGAGGAUAGCUACAUCUCCAAAUCGAAGAGUGAUGAAUUGGAUCCCAAGGAGCAAUGCCAAGUGCGGAAGUCACCUCAAGGAAGGAGAUCGCUGUGGCAUAUCUUUGAGGCCAUGCAGCUCAAGGGUGUGUUUUAUAGCUCUUCUCGUCGGAAGAAUGCAGAGGCUUUGAGGGUACAAAGUCUGAAGAUGACGGAGGAGGCAGAGUACCACGAGACGAGGGCUAGGUCACAGUCCCUUCCUCCUCGCUGUUCAGCCCGGAUGGAUCUGGAUCACCAGGACCCUCCCAAAGUUAGCCUAGCAACUGCCAAUCCUCGAGGUGUGGAGCAGAAGGACUCUGAGUUUCACCAAGGUCAGAAAGCUUGUGCUUUGGAAGCAGAUGAAGUGUCGCCCGAGGUAGUGAAACCCAUUAUCACCAGGUCUGCGUCUUACAAGUCGCAGGCUCAAUCCUUAGCUGCUCCGACUGAACCAGCUAUGGUGGUGUCCAGCAAGGUGGUCGAAGGAGCGUAUAAUUCCAAUAAAGAAAUCCUUCCCCAAAACAUGAGGAGUGGAUUGAGCAAGGAUGCUUAUAAUCAGAGGGUGGUUUUCAACGAGAUGUCCCUGAAGGCUCCAGUGCAGGAGCCCUCGCUGGGCCAAGUACCUUCAAAUAGCAUUGCAAUUCUUCGCCAGGCCAGGAAAGAGCGUUGCGCAGCUCGCACGUCAAAGUCUUAUUCAGAUCUUUCACAGAGUGGGCGAGAUUCGUCAAGUCCAAGAGGUCCUCGAGCUACCAUAUCGAUGCAGGAGAAGUCUGCUCGGUCUGGUUCCCUUCGACUAGAUUCGGCCAGUUCCAUAUCCCCCAGAUGUCCCCCUGGCAGCUUGGAAGCCGCAAACCGUUCAGUGGAUGCAGGUAAAGUGCGUAGGAAAGCAUUUGUUGGGAAGGAAGUAGAGACAAAAGCUACCCUUGCAAACUUUAGAGCCAACGCAACAAAGCAAGAGUUUCUCAAGGGGAGGGCGAGUGGUGAUCCGGAUACCCCUAGACCAUUUCGGCGAAGUGGCUCGGAGAGCAAGAUUCCUUCCAAAAUUGCAGAGAAACCUAUCGCUGUUGACAUUCCAGCUCCGAAACCAUCACGCGAUAAGGUGUCUUCUAAUGUGAAUUUGAGAUCGAAGAGGCCCGUUUCUAAAGUUUACAAGUCGCCUACGAAGACUCGUCCCACAAAUCUUGAUGUGAACGUUAAAUCCGUCGUCGCAGAAACUACCUUUGCAAAAGAUCAACCGUUUCAGACAUCACGUGCAAAUAGGCCAACAUCCUUAAGCAAGAGUGUUCCAGGAUCAACUCAAGAACAGAAGCCUGGAGUUCAGAUUGCUCGGGAAAGAAGUUUAAUGUCGGAGAUCGUGCGGGCUACUCCUGGUGGAGCUUUAGACCACAGCGGAGAUACAACUCCUUCAAAUGAAAGAGAACAUACGGUAGGGUCCAAGACCCGAGAGAAGAUAAUAGAGAUCGAUGAGGUGGUGAAAACACCUCGUGGUGUUUCAAUUAAGAAGAUUGACUUCUCUGAGGAUGCUCAACCUGACGCUGCUGAGCAACCGAGUCCAGUUUCUGUAUUGGAUAACUCCCAUUUUGAUGAGGAGCUGACGCCGAGUCCCAAAGCGGGCAAGUCCAGUGUUGUCACCCUUCCAGAUCAAUUAAGUCCACAGGAUGACAGACUCUGGAACUCUGCAAGGUUUUUGGAUCUUGACCUCGAAAACACACCCCUUCCAGCUUUGCAAAAUGUUCCAGACGCAAAUGACCUCCAAUCAAAAUUGAAGACUGUAUCCGCAGUGGACACUGAUUCAAACGUUCAAGAUCAACAUAUUCCGAUGCCAACAAACGUUUUCAAAAACCAAAACAGGUUUCUUGCUUGUAUGAGGGAUGCGGAUGCAGAGAGAAUAUAUGUGGAAGAUCUUGUGAAAGCUUCUGAGCUUAAAGGUAGAUGCGAUACCUCUGGCUUCUUCAACAGUUCCACGGGCUAUGUACUGGACCUCGACAUCUUCGACGAAUUAGAGACAAAACGAAGUCGUUUUGAGAGUGACGAGCGAGAUAUACUGGACCGGCGUGUUCUCUUCGAUUGUGUCAACGAGGUGCUGGAAAAGUUGCUGGAGACUCAACUAGAUUGCAUGCAAUUGACUAGGCUAGUCAAGCCAAGGUUGCGGAAGAGGCCUACGGGGAUGCAACUCUUAAAAGAAGUAUUUGCCGAGCUGCUAGACAUUCCGUGUGCAGCCUCAGAGGAUGUUUGUGACACAGUAUAUGUAAUCCUACAGAAGGAUUUGGUGAGAGGGCGAGGACAGCAGUGGUCGGAUUACAACAAGGAGCUCGAAGAUGUUGGCAUUACGGUGGAGAAAAUGAUUGUUAAGGAUCUUAUAGAAGAGACAGUGCGGGAUCUAAGUGCUUGCUGUAGGCAAAACCCACUCUCAGUGGUGGAGUCCAGUAGGAGACAACUGUUUGCCUGAUUAUUUUUUGUAUAGUUAAAUGCCUGUACAUUUGACACUCCAUUUACCAUAUCCACAACACUUGUAUGUUAGACUCCUAUUUGGGUAA